Messenger RNA from Medicago truncatula (barrel medic), 1376 nucleotides. Its product is annotated as transcription factor GTE6. The transcript has 8 exons. Gene Ontology annotation, molecular function: protein binding. Bases 130 to 1185 code for a protein of 351 amino acids. NCBI's taxonomy places the organism in Eukaryota, Viridiplantae, Streptophyta, Magnoliopsida, Fabales, Fabaceae. The record is from RefSeq and is a predicted model, not a curated record.
AAUAGUUACAACCUAAAACGUGUAUGAGAAUCAUCAACAAGUUGGAGAAACUUCCAUUAAACUCAACACAUCCGCCGUCACAAACGUUUUAGACACUCGUCCGUCCGCCUUUCUCUUCCGGCCGUGUCAAUGGAGAGUUUCAACUUCAAGCACCGUGUUGAUGAGUUAGUUUCAAAAGUUGAUCAGCUUGAGCAGAAAGGGCAUGAGAUAGAUAGUUUUUUCUCCAGCACGAAUAAAAAGCAAACAGACACGUCAAAAGGUAACUCAACUUUGAAGGACAAAGAUAAGGAGAAACAUGUUCCAAGUAUUAAGAAGCUACAGCAGGAUGCAUCACGUAGAGAAGCGGCUGCUCAGAAAAGAAUGCAAGAUCUUAUACGCCAGUUUGGCCCAAUAUUACGCCAGAUGACACAACACAAAUGGGCUUGGCCUUUUAUGCAACCAGUGGAUGUAGAGGGCCUUGGCUUAAAUGAUUAUUAUGAGAUCAUUGACAAGCCCAUGGAUUUCAACACCAUUAAGAACCAAAUAGAGGCUAAUGACGGUACUGGAUAUAAGCAUGUUCGUGAAGCAUGUGCUGAUGUAAGGUUGGUUUUCAAAAAUGCUAUGAAAUAUAAUGACGAAAGAAGUGAUGUUCAUGUGAUGGCAAAAACGUUACUGGAAAAGUUUGAGGAGAAAUGGUUGCAAUUCCUGCCUAGAGUUGGUGAAGAGGAAACUAGACGAGAAGAGGAAGAAGCUGAAGCACGGUUAGCCAUGCAAUUUGCUCAAGAAGCAGUUCAUGCUAAAAUGGCUAGAGACUUGAGUAAUGAGCUGGAUGAAGUUGAUGUACAUUUAGAAGAGCUCCGGGAGAUGGUUGUUAAAAAAUGCAGAAAAAUGUCAACUGAAGAAAAGAGAAAUCUUGGAAUUGCUCUCACCAAACUGUCUCCUGACGAUCUUAGAAGAGCAUUGGAUAUUGUUGCCCAAACUAAUCCAAACUUCCAAGCAAAUGCUGACGAGGUGGAUCUUGACAUCGACGCUCAGAGUGAGUCUACCUUGUGGAGAUUAAACUUUUUUGUCAGGGAUGCUCUUGAAGUCCAGAGCAAGAAUUCUGAAAGCAUGGAUGGCGAUGAAAACCCGAACAACAAACGUAAAAGAGAAUUAUGCGAUGCUAUAGCAAGUGUUUCGAAGAAGAAGACCAAGAAGCCUACUUGAAGGUCAUUUGGAGAUAACAUGCUACUCUUAGGUUGUCUUGAGUUAGUGAUGAUAGCCAACCACCUUGUUUGAUGAAGACAUCCUUAUGUCAAACAUAGUUUUUUUAAGGUGGCUCAUUUUUGCUUUCAAAGAAAUCCUUGAAAUGUAACCUAGUUUUGAAGACAUUUUUUUGGUUGUCCUUUGGUUUUUAA